AUGCAUCCACUACAAGAGCAGUCCAAAUGUCAACCUGAGUUAUCGUCGUGUAUAGUCUUCUCUGUCUCAUGCUCUUUGAGUGCAGGGCUUGUGCCCGUCACGAAUAAAUAUUUAUUUAUUUAUUCCCUUGUCUGGGCUACUGUCUAG
This is a messenger RNA of Blumeria graminis f. sp. triticale, 147 nucleotides long. The record is from the annotation of a GenBank genome assembly. Lineage: Eukaryota; Fungi; Ascomycota; Leotiomycetes; Helotiales; Erysiphaceae.